AUGAUUCUGGUGAUCGGUAGAUUUCCACUCAUCAGAAAACAAAUAGUAGUAAAACGCAUCCUUUCGCUAUACUUAGGAGCCAUAGUGAAGUUGUUGAAUAAAGCGUAUUCUCCGUCAUUAGUCCAAGGAAUUUUGCAGAUUUAUUACAAUGGCUUAUGGGGGACGAUAUGUAAUGAUUACUGGGACAUGACUGAGACAAACGUAGCAUGUAAACAGCUUGGAUACCAGAACGCAUCAACCUUCAAGUAUUUAGGACAAGGACCUGAUCCAAUUUGGUUAGAUGACGUACAUUGUACUGGUGGUGAAUCAUUCCUACAUCAGUGCACUCACAGAGGAUGGGGUGUCCAUGGCUGCAGGCACRUCGAGGACGUUGGUAUCGUGUGCAAUACAGGAAAGACACAGCCAAUAAGGUUGUUAAGUAAAACAGAUUCUUCGUUAUCAGUGAAAGGUACUUUGCAAAUUUUUUACAAUGGUCAAUGGGGGACAAUAUGUGUUGACUCCUGGGACAUGACUGCCACAAACAUAGCAUGUAAACAGCUUGGAUACAAGAAUGGAGUGGGGUUCAAUCACUUAGGACAAGGAACUGGUCCAAUUUGGCUAGAUGACGUUGUCUGUAAUGGCGGCGAAUCUACACUAGAUCAGUGCACUCACGGAGGAUGGGGUGUUCAUAACUGCGGACACCACGAGGACGUUGGUAUCGAAUGUACAGACAAACCACCGCGUAAUGUAACCGUGUCUCCAUCACAACUGGUACUAAAUGAAUAUGAAAAAUUGAAUCUGACCUGUAAUGCAGCAGCUAAUCCUGAUGGAAACUACUCGUGGUCGAUGAAUGGCAAGAUUCUGGAAGGAAAAACUAACCGUGUAUUGACUACAGACAAUAUCACAGCACAAGAUGCUGGAGAAUAUAUCUGUACAGUUACGCAUACCUUUGGUGCAGAUACAAGUAACAGAGUCGUUAUUUAUGUUCGAUACAUUGGGAAUGCAGUUUGUUCUGCUCCUGCUUCAGCCAACGAGGGCGACGUUAUGGUUUUGAAUUGUUCAGCAAAGGGCUAUCCACCUGUAAGCUAUACAUGGACUACACCAGACAAACUACAUCAAGGACCAAUCGCGAGUAUUCCAGCCACUGCCGAUCUGAAUGGUGUAACAGUAACAUGCAAAGCUACAAAUAAAGUCGAAAUCAGCACAUGUACGAGAUCACUGACAGUGUACUAUAAGCCAUACAACAUCCAGGUGUCGCCAACAAGUGUGGUUUUGAACGAAAAAGAAUCAAUUAAUAUCACCUGUAGCGCAUCAGCUAAUCCUCCUGGCGAGUACUCCUGGUCAUUNGGAGAAGUCAUGCAAAAUCCAGUAGUUUCUAUCAUUUUCUUAUCAGAACGAUGA
Molecule: messenger RNA, 1380 nt
Organism: Exaiptasia diaphana
Lineage: Eukaryota; Metazoa; Cnidaria; Anthozoa; Actiniaria; Aiptasiidae
Product: deleted in malignant brain tumors 1 protein
Exons: 6
Coding region: 1-1380 (459 amino acids)
Cellular component (GO): membrane
Source: RefSeq, a predicted model, not a curated record